This is a messenger RNA of Lepidothrix coronata (blue-crowned manakin), 4943 nucleotides long. RefSeq names its product prefoldin subunit 3. Bases 145 to 2172 code for a protein of 675 amino acids. The record is from RefSeq and is a predicted model, not a curated record. The transcript has 21 exons. Gene Ontology annotation, cellular component: synaptic vesicle; extrinsic component of presynaptic endocytic zone membrane; clathrin-coated vesicle. Gene Ontology annotation, molecular function: clathrin heavy chain binding; tubulin binding; 1-phosphatidylinositol binding. Lineage: Eukaryota; Metazoa; Chordata; Aves; Passeriformes; Pipridae. Gene Ontology annotation, biological process: synaptic vesicle budding from presynaptic endocytic zone membrane; clathrin coat assembly; protein folding.
GGCGGAGCCCGGCGAGCGCUCCCGCCGGAGGGAGCCGCCGGCGCCCUUCCCCCGGGAGGCUGCGCUCGCCCCCGGCCUUGCGGGGGAGCCGCCGCCCCGGCCUUGCGGGGGGACCGCGGGGGAGCCGCCGGCAGGGCCGCGGCGAUGAUGUCGGGGCAGUCGAUCACCGACCGCAUCACGGCGGCGCAGCACAGCGUGACCGGCUCGGCCGUGGCCAAGGCUGUGUGCAAGGCGACGACCCACGAGGUGAUGGGCCCCAAGAAGAAGCACCUGGACUAUCUAAUACAGUGCACAAAUGAAAUGAAUGUGAAUAUUCCACAGUUGGCAGACACACUCUUUGAGAGAACUGCAAACAGUAGCUGGGUUGUAGUGUUCAAAGCUCUAAUUACAACACACCACCUCAUGAUGUAUGGAAACGAGCGCUUUAUCCAGUAUCUUGCAUCCCGAAAUACUUUGUUCAACUUAAAUAACUACCUGGACAAAAGUGCCAUGCAGGGCUAUGAUAUGUCUACCUUCAUUAGGCGAUACAGCAGAUACUUGAAUGAAAAAGCACUUUCAUAUAGACUUGUAGCAGUUGACUUCACCAAAAUGAAAAGAGGGAUAGAUGGAGUGAUGAGAACUAUGAAUCCUGAAAAGCUUCUGAAAACUCUUCCAAUCAUACAGAACCAGCUUGAUGCACUCCUUGAUUUUGAUGCAAAUCCAAAUGAACUAACAAAUGGUGUUAUAAAUGCUGCCUUUAUGCUCCUCUUUAAAGAUUCCAUUAGACUUUUUGCAGCAUACAAUGAAGGGAUUAUUAAUCUUUUAGAAAGAUAUUUUGAUAUGAAGAAGAACCAGUGCAAAGAAGGCUUGGAUAUUUACAAAAAAUUUCUAGCCAGAAUGACCAAAUUGUCAGAAUUCCUCAAAGUAGCAGAGCAAGUUGGAAUUGAUCAGGGUGACAUUCCAGAUCUUACUCAGGCACCCAGUAGCUUGCUUGAGGCACUGGAACAGCAUUUGGCUUCUGUGGAGGGAAAGAAAACAAAAGAAGUCUCUGCUGCCAGCAGAGCUAGUGCCCUAUCCAGUGCUGUUUCCUCACUUGCCAAUACAGGAAUGUCAUUCAGCAGGAUGGAUGAGAAAGAAAAGCAGCAGGCAUUGGAGGAGGAACAAGUUAGACUGCAGGCACUGAAGGAGCAGCGAUUAAGAGAGAUUUCUGUAGUAUCAAAUUCCACUUCCACAUCAGCAUCCCCAAGCACUUUAUCAGGAAAAAGUGUGAAUACCACUGUAGCUGUUGACCUCUUUGCUACACCAGCACCCACAACAAAUAGCAUGCCCAACCUUUCUAGUGAUCUUUUUGAUCUUCAGCCUGCAUUUGUUCCAACUGUGCAGAGUACUCCAGCUAUAUCAACAUCAGCAAGCAGUGCUUGGGGAGGUCCUUUCUCGUCUUCAAAUGGUUGUGUUGGUUCUCCACCUCAUCUGGACAUCUUUGACAUGAAGCCAGUUGAAGAAGCUGUAAAAUCUGCCACCCCUUUCAUCAAUUCUUCUUUUUCCUCCAAACAAACGGUGGAACUGUUUAGUGAUGACUUUAGUGGUCAUAAACCUACAUAUGCUUCUGUGUAUCAUCCUCUGACUGUUGAUGGUUUCCCUCUUCAUUCAGCUCCUCCAAGUACCACCUCUUCAACAAUUAACGUGGACUUUGAUGCUGUUUUUGGAGGAAAAUCUUCAGCACCAGAGUACAGGACUGCAAGUGAUGAUGUGUUGCAACCCACAGUACCACCACAAAGUCAAAGAGCCAAUGCAGCCAGCCAGCAAAGCGGAAAAAUUUUGGCAAAUGACCUCGAUUCUUCACUUGCUAAUCUAGUAGGAAAUCUUGGCUUUGGAGGAACUCCAUCCAAAAAGUCAGACAUGCAGUGGUCCCAGCCUACAGAGAAAAAACUUACUGGUGGAACUAACUGGCAAGCAAAAACAAGCACAUCAACCACAUGGAACCCGACUCCCCUACCCACCAUUCCACACAUGGUACCUGCUCCUAUCACAUACCCAUUGACCACACCUCAAGUGCCUGUAUAUGGAAUGGUACCUCCUCAGGUUGGAGCUGCUCCUUUGAUGGCACCCCAGUCAAUGAUGUAUACACAGCCUGGUCUAAGGCCAACAAAUCCUUUUGCACCUGUUUCUGAAACUCAGAUACAGUUUAUGUAGAGCCACCAAAGCAACAAGAUGUGAGAACAACCAAAUACUGGUAAAAAAUGAAAAGACUGAAUUUCAAUCUUUCCAUGAUGUAUUCCUGAACAGGGCAACUGUUUUUUUCCCUGUAUAAUACAAUAUUAUUUUGAAUUGCAAUGCUUUAGAGAUUCUUGUUUAUAACAGUCACUGCAGUGUGAAGUCAUGUUUGUUCCCUGAUUUUUAUUAUUUUUUUUUUAAACUGCUCAGCAGAAAACUGUAUUUUUGAGGUUGACUCAGAAGGUGCAAGCUGGAUUAUCAUCUUCAAAGCCGAAGAGAAGGUUACAUGAUUGCUCUACAACCUUAAUCAUCAGUGGAUGACCUUGGGAAUUGACUGAGGAUGUCAAAGCUAUUUAUUUUCUCCAUAAAUUCUGUGGCUGUUGUAACCAAGACACAACACAAAUCAAGUUGAGCAAUAAAAUUUUUAUGUGCUCUAAUAAAUACUCCGACAGAGCAAUGCUUGCAUUAUCAUAAGGCCAAUGUUGUGUGAAAUCAGACAGCUUUUUCACAUUAGAAUAGCUUAUAGUAAUUUGCAAACUUUAUAAUGUGAGUUUGAAAUGCUGUGAAUCAACAAGACACAUACUUAUUACAUAUAUAUAUAUAUAUAUAUAGUAAAAAUAACAAAUUGCUCCACUGGUAUAUCAGUGUUACAGGGGGAGUUAAAAGAGCCGGGCUCUGAUGUGGGCUGCAAGUCUGUGGUGGAGGAGGGGAGACAAGUGUGUGACAGAACAGCACGUGCAGCCUGCAACAGGUGACAGGAGCUGCACUUCCAUCAGGUACCUUCUCUGCAGGUGGCAUCUUUAAUCCUUCAAGGAAGAAUAGCUUUCGGAGCCAGUGCCUGUAGGUGUCCCCAACCUCAGCACAUGGGAGCAAUCUCAAAAUCCUGUUGCCAACUGCAGUCGAGACAAGAGAUCCAGUUCUUCUUUUUAAAGUCCAUUAAGUCAAAAGACUCAAACCUUGCAGUCAUGCUGACACUUGUGAACUGGCAACUAUAUGGAAAUUAUCCGGCUGUAGAAAAUAGCUUGUGCUGCUUUUUUGAAAUAAGAACCUAGUUGUAAACCAUAUAAAAGUAAUUAUUUUUAAAUGUGUAAAUAUGUGCAAACUUUUAGAUAAUCGUUUCUUUGAUGCUGCAGUAAUCUUUUUCUUCUGUAGUAAUUUCAAGGUUCAAAUGCUACGUUAAGAAAUCCAGACUCUUUUUGAGAGGAAAAUCUUUUAAAUCAACUAAUUUAUGAGGUAUUGCUGUUCACAAUGGGUCAGAUGUGUACAGACUUCUGGCACAUCUUUUGUAUUUAAGAAUCUUCCUCCAGAACUGAAAUUGGCUAUGAAAAUGCCUUAUCUUGUAUUUUUCACUGUCUGAGAAAAAGCGAUAGCAUUAAAAAAACCCAGUAGUUAUAAUAAGUAGAUGGAACUGGGAACAACCUUUCCUCCAGAAGUUUCAUGGCAGAACACAAUGAAAAGCUCUCCCAUAAAAUUACUUCUAAUGAUUAAUAUUAAAGCUGAGUUUUCAAAAAAUGAGUAGUUUUCUGUUGUUACAGUAAAUAGACCUCCAGAGUAGUAAGUCUUUUAUCUUUUGGAGAGUCUGUAAUUGCAGAAAUGCCUCUGACUCUGACCACAAAUGCAGGUAGGCCUGAGAAUCUUGUCAAACUCUCUGGUAGAGAACUUCUAAAUUACAGCAUAUUCCUCAAAGUGGGAACAUGCCUUCUCUUUUUCCCAGUGCUUAAUUCUGUCCAAAGAGUGCAAAAGCAGUAUCUCUUAACCCUAUGGAAAUAUUUUUGCCAAAUGAAAUAACAUAAAAGAAGCAAAAUAAAACUCCACUCCCCAACCCUUGGAAUCUGUAACUGCUGAUUUCUUGGGAAAUGUAACCUUGCAGAAAUUUAAAACUCAGAAUUCCUUGAUUUUAAAAGAAUUUGGACCAGUAUAUGGCAAUUUAAUGUUCAAGUUUGAAUUACAAAGGGCUUCAAGCUUUAAACCACCUUUGCUGGGUUGAACAACUGUACCAUUUUAAGCCAAUGAGUUCUUCAGUGCCUAUAGUUGCCCUCCACAUGACGAGGGAAUAGAUGCCAUUUAGAGUAAGUCAUUGUGUUGAGGGGACUGUUCAUUUAAGAAGUAGUUGAAUUCCAUUGAUUUAUUCAGCAAUGCAAAGUCUUGUGUUCAGAUUAGACCAGUACAUGCAGUUAUAAAGUCUGGGCAUUAGUGACAGAGGUGAGAGCGCUACAAGCAGGCAGUUCCAUGCACUGUAAGCUGUUAGGUCUCCUUCAUACUGAGUUGUAUAAGUAAUAAUUAAUUAUUUUAAUAAAAUAUACAAAUAAAUGCCUGGCAAGCAGUAUAUAUUUGUUAUAACUUUAUUGCAGAGCGUUCUGAAUAUCUGGAAUGUACUUGGCUCAGAAAUGGAUUUAGUACUAGGUAAUAGUUUGCACUACUUCUGAUUUGCUCUGGAUCUUUUUAAUGGUUCUUUGGUUAGCUUUCUUGUAGCAAAGCUGUCUGAUACCAGUUUAUUUAGUAUUAAAAAAGGAGAAACAGCCACAAAGUACAUUCUGAAAACUUUAUAACCUACCUUCUUUUUAGUCUCCUUCACAAUGUUUGAUACUUUGAAACACAGCAUUCACUUUGAUCCCUGUGAAGCAAAGGUUGCUUCUCUCUGCACACGAGUGCACAGGACUGGGUUUUGCCAACCUCUUCCUCGUGCACGUAUUGGAAUGCAUAAAAUGGCAGAGUGUAUGUUUCAGUAACAUAAUUCAUACAUAAGAAGU